AUAAGCUUGUAAAGCAUGGCUACCCUAUUUCCCACACAUUCUUCUUUACAAAACAUGCUCAUUACAUUCACCAUAAUCUUCCUCGCAUCAUCUCUUUUGCCUUCAUCAUCUGCAACACCCUAUAAGAAGAUCUACGCCUUCGGCGACUCCUUCACCGACACCGGCAACACCGAGUCCGACACCGGUCCCAAUGGCUUCGUCCACGUUUCCAACCCGCCAUACGGAACAACCUUCUUUCACCGCCCGACCAACCGUUACUGCGACGGUCGACUCGUCAUCGACUUCGUGGCUGAGUCACUGUCGUUGCCGUUCUUGCCGCCGUAUCGUAACAAAAAAGCCAACAAAACUCACGGGGUUAACUUCGCCGUAGCUGGUUCGACGGCGAUAAACCAUGAAUUCUUUGUUAGGAACAAUCUUUCACUCGAUAUCACUCGCGAGUCGAUCGAAACUCAAAUGAUUUGGUUUAACAGGUAUUUGGGGAGUCAAGGUUGUAGAGAUUCGGAACCUGGGUCCGAUCAGUGCAGAGAAGUGUUCGAUGAUGCUUUGUUUUGGGUUGGUGAAAUCGGCGUCAAUGAUUAUGCAUAUACCCUUGGAUCCACCGUGUCGGGAGAUACCAUUCGAAGGCUUGCUAUUAAUAGUUUCACUGAGUUUUUGCAGACAUUGUUGAAGAAAGGAGCAAAAUAUGUCGUCGUUGAAGGACUGCCGACAACCGGUUGUUUACCAUUGGCGAUGACGUUAGCUCCUUCCGAUGACAGAGACGACAUAGGGUGCGUGAAAAGCGUGAACAACCAAACGAACGCCCAUAAUCUUGUCCUCCAAUCCAAGUUGUCGGAACUCAGACAACAGUUUCCCCAAGCAGUCAUCGUUUACGCCGAUUACUGGAACGCAUACCGGACGGUGAUGAAAAACCCGGCGAGUUACGGGAUCAAAGAGAGCUUCAAAGCGUGUUGCGGAACCGGGGGAGAGCCCUACAAUUUCGAUGUUUUCAACACCUGCGGCAGCCCUUCAGUUACGGCUUGUUCCGACCCUUAUGAAUAUAUCAACUGGGACGGAGUCCAUCUCACCGAAGCGAUGUAUAAGGUCGUUGCGGACAUGUUUAUCGACGGAAAUCUCAGUAACCCACCGUUCAAAACCUUGUUGGAAAGAAAGCUGCGGAAGCCAUGAAUACGGGCUU
Molecule: messenger RNA, 1174 nt
Organism: Hibiscus syriacus
Lineage: Eukaryota; Viridiplantae; Streptophyta; Magnoliopsida; Malvales; Malvaceae
Product: GDSL esterase/lipase At3g48460-like
Exons: 1
Coding region: 16-1164 (382 amino acids)
Molecular function (GO): hydrolase activity, acting on ester bonds
Source: RefSeq, a predicted model, not a curated record